Messenger RNA from Microthlaspi erraticum, 1506 nucleotides. NCBI's taxonomy places the organism in Eukaryota, Viridiplantae, Streptophyta, Magnoliopsida, Brassicales, Brassicaceae. The record is from the annotation of a GenBank genome assembly.
AUGCGUAGAUCCAUUGCGGCUGGGUUUGCGUCGGUAGCGAAAGGGUUUCUUCUCCACAAUCAUCGUGUACAGUUAGGUAAUACUCGAGCUUCUCCAUCCUCUAGCCUCUGCUUCUGGAUACGAGCUUUCUCUAAUUACCGAAAGAUUCUGAGAAGCAGUCGUCUUCACAAACUCCAGUUCAAUGAAGCUCUCGAUUUAUUCACUCGCAUGGCUCUCUCCAAUCCCCUCCCUUCAAUCGUCGAUUUCACCACAUUACUCAGUGUUAUCGCAAAAAUGAAAAGGUACGAUGUCGUGAUCUCUCUCUUCGAGCAAAUGCAAAUCCUGGGAAUUUCACCUGUUCUCUACACAUACAACAUCGUAUUGAAUUGUUUGUGCCAAUCUUAUCAACCAUCUCUCGCUUCCUCUUUCCUCGGGAAGAUGAUUAAGCUUAGCUUUGAGCCUGACGUAGUCAGUUUCACCUCUCUCAUCAAUGGAUUCUGCCAAAGGAAUAGAAUUGAUGACGCAAUAGCUUUGUUCAACCAGAUUUUCGAAUUGGGGUAUAGGCCUAAUGUUGUCACAUACACAGCUUUGAUUCACUCUCUUUGCAAGAACAGAGAUCUGAAUCUUGCGCUUAACCUGUUCGACGAAAUGCAAACCGAGGAAAUUAAACCGAACGUUGUCACCUACAACUCUCUCAUAACCGGUCUUUGCGAUUCCGGUAGAUGGAGUGACGCUGCUUCACUGCUUAAAGACAUGAUGAAGAAGGAGAUUGAUCCGAAUGUGAUCACUUUCACCGCGUUGAUCGAUGGGUUUGUGAAAGCAGGGAAGCUCUUUGAGGCAUUGCAGCUUUAUAAGUUGAUGUUACAGAUGUUUGUGGCUCCAAAUGUUUUCACUCUCACUGCGUUGAUCAAAGGGUUUUGCAUGGACGGUCGGUUAAACGAGGCUGAGAGAAUUUUUUACUCGAUGGAAAGUGAAGGUUGUUUCCCGAAUGUAGUGACUUAUACUACUCUCAUACAUGGAUUUUGCAAGUCUAAGAGAGUAGAGGACGGGAUGAGAUUCUUCUACGAGAUGCUACAGAGAGGAGUAGCUGCCAAUACAAUCACUUACACAGCUCUUAUCCAAGGUUAUUGUAGAGUUGGGAAUACAAACGUUGCUCAACAUGUGUUUAAUCUGAUGGGUUCUCCGGAUGUUAGGACCUAUAACGUUCUGUUGGACGGUCUGUGUUGUAACGGGAAGGUGGAGAGAGCGUUGAUGGUAUUCGAGUACAUGCGGGAGAGAGGAAUGGAUGUUAGUAUUGUUACGUAUACUAUUGUUAUCCAGGGGAUGUGUAAGGCUGGUAAAGUGGAGGAUGCUUUUGGUUUGUUUUGUAGCCUUGAGUCAAGAGGAGUGAAGCCUAAUGUUGUGACGUACAGGACGAUGAUAACUGGGUUUCGUAGGCGAGGACUGAUUCGUGAAGGUGAUAAGCUGUUUAAGAAGAUGGUAGAGGAUGGUUUCUUGCCAAAUGAAAAGUGUGUGUUAAGUAGAUGA